AUGGUCGGCCCUAAGCCGACCAAGGCUUGUGUAAAUUGCCGACGAUUGAAGAUGAAAUGUGAAGUAUCUGGACCUCCUCCAUGUCGCCGUUGUCGUCACACUCGAACAGCCUGUGUCUUCAAGCCCCGGGCCAAUGCAUCUGCGAUGUAUGAAUUAAUGGAGAUGCAACAAGACCAGGCUUUUGCUUCUCUACCAAUGAUUCCGGAUCACCAGUCAAUCCUGAACCGGCUGGCCAGGAUUGAGGCUGCGCUGGGUAUCACUGAUGAACCCCAAGACCCCCAGGGCCCCGAAGAUGAAUGUAGCAUGUCUCGUGAGGUAAGUCUCGAAGAAGAGAUUGACGGCGUGGCACUACAUGGCGUAUGGACUGCGCUUGCACAUUUACGAGUCAUUACUCGUCCGGCUCCAGAUGACAGUGUCUGGUCGCGAUCAGUUGUUCAGCAACUAUGGAGCUCCUUCUUGAAAGAUCUCCCACUUCUUCACUUUCUAACAGACCACGGCGCGUUCGGUUCUCCGACCCCCGUAUUGCUCGCUUCUGUGCUCUACAUAUCUGCUCUGCACCAUCCGUCUUCUGGGCUGGCAUCAUUGGACUCCGGAUAUCUUGCCGCUAUUUAUAGUGCUAUCGCUGAGCUUGUGACCCCGUCUAUGCACCCAAGUUCCCUGCAAGAGCAGAAGAACGAAGAGCAUCCACAAUCCAAAAGAGAGAAAGCAUUCCACGAUAUCCUUGGAUUGAUCAUGGCUAGUCUGAGCUGCGAGGCAUACGUUGAUGCCACAGGCUCUUGGAUUGCAAUGGCAUAUCGUCUCUGGCUUGAUCAUUGUCCAGUAGAUAUGACUUCCACUACGCAAGAAUGGCGGGGCUUGUUCUCCGGUCUUCAGGUCAUUGACAUCGAACACGCCUCAAUGCAUAUGUCCUAUCCACUCCUCCCACGACAUGCUGCAACUCCAAACAUGCAGCGGCUGGACAGCCAGCAGGGAAAUGCCUUCCAGGGCCUUGCCGAAAUGAUGCACUUUGGACUGAGCCAUUUUGUCAGCCGUGGGCUACCGAGCAUAUGGUCCUCUAUGAAUGCAGAUGAUGCGGACAGCGUGCCUACAGCGCGGUCCCCAUUUACCGAAAAUGACUUGCAGGUUAUCCGGCAUUGGGCACGGAAACUUGAUGACUGGCUGGUGCGAUAUAAUGGCUUAUCCCAGCCCACUCCGUCUGAUCGACAAGGUAUUCUCAUUCUACUCCAAUAUCACCUACACAAAUUAUAUGUGCUUUCUAUCUAUCACCCUGCUCGUGGAUUUGAUCUCAGCCCCGCGAACAUUAGUUCUUUUGAGCGACAUGAGCUACUCGUUUCGGCUCGAGCAGUGUUGAGGCUGAGACAAGAUGAUGCGAGCAUAUGGUCCAAUUGGGACUUGGUUAUGAUUACAUGGGCAGCCGUAUUACUUCUUCAAGGUGUUGAAGACGGCAUGACUCACCAAGAUGAUUUGCAUCUCAUCCAAGCACACCUCCAAAGCCUAGAGCGAAGAAACCAGUCCGCUGCAAGCAUUCAUACCAUUCUAUUUCACAGGCUCGAGUCCAGUAUGCAAGCCAUGCAUACUCCCCCUGAAACAAGUGUGGCAUUGGCAUUCCCAGGCCCAAGCGCAGACGAUUCAUGGACUAUAUUUGACCAGGAGAUAAUGUCUCUUGCAAACCCACCGUGGUUAUUCGAUGAAUCAACGCAGUUACCACAGAUGCAGAAGACUGCGAUGCGUCAGUUACAGCCUGGACUCCCACCUUUCCAGUACGACUCUACCAUUCUAGCAACUACAUCCCAACACUUUGAGCCAAAUACACAGUAA
This is a messenger RNA of Penicillium griseofulvum, 1818 nucleotides long. RefSeq lists its product as uncharacterized. NCBI's taxonomy places the organism in Eukaryota, Fungi, Ascomycota, Eurotiomycetes, Eurotiales, Aspergillaceae. The transcript has 9 exons. The record is from RefSeq and is a predicted model, not a curated record. Bases 1 to 1818 code for a protein of 605 amino acids. Gene Ontology annotation, biological process: regulation of DNA-templated transcription. Gene Ontology annotation, molecular function: DNA-binding transcription factor activity, RNA polymerase II-specific; zinc ion binding.